AUGAAGCUCAUCCUUUCUCUGACUCUCAUCUGGACUCUCUGCAGUACAGCUGGAGCCCUUCAGUGUCAAAACUGCACAGAUUCAACGUGUUCAACCACAGUAUCGGUAACAUGUCCCACAGGGAUGAUGUGUGUAACAGCUUCCAUUCAAGCCACUUUAAAUGGAAACCAACAAAAUCAAAUCUUCAAGUCAUGUGCGUUACCCUCCCUGUGUCCAUCCACCGGCCCUCAGACAUUCUCAGCUAACUUGCUUCCUGCAAGUGUACUUGCAUCUGCUGAGUGCUGCAACACAGAUGACUGCAACGCACCAACUCAGCCUGCCGCACCAACAACAGCUGCACCAACCACAGUUUCCACAACUACAGCAUCUUCCAGUGAUGCAUGUUGUGUCAAACUGGGUAUGAUCCAUCUGUUUCUUGGACUUCUUAUCUUCACAAUCUAUUAGUACACAGAUAAAGCUGCAACAAAGCACCUGUGAAGCAACCAGAAAGAUUCAUAAAGGAUCUUUUGAAACUUGAACUUGAGUUUACUACUCGAUGCCAUCUCUAGCUUGCAGUUAGAGGCAAUGAAGUUCAUAAUUAAGAGGGAGAGGAUGGAAUCUGGAUGAUGCUGAGGUGGGAAAAUUAACUGAUAAUGACAGCGAUGUGUGCUAGCUGUAAACACUUCAUCAGUGUUUUGCAGAAUACUUUGACAUCAUGGCAAUUAAUGUGUACCAAUGUGACAUUAUAUUUAUUGCUAUUUAUUUCUAUUUGUGUGUUUAAAUGUAUUUAUUCAUGUGUGUUCUUCA
Molecule: messenger RNA, 786 nt
Organism: Acanthochromis polyacanthus (spiny chromis)
Lineage: Eukaryota; Metazoa; Chordata; Actinopteri; Pomacentridae
Product: lymphocyte antigen 6B-like
Exons: 5
Coding region: 1-444 (147 amino acids)
Source: RefSeq, a predicted model, not a curated record